AUGACUGCUGCCGAUUUCAUGGCAUUCUGUCAACAGCUAAUAUCCGCGCGUCAAAAUCAAAAUUAUAAUACCCCUGCGGACAAUUCAAUGUAUGAGAGGGACAUCCGAGCCGCAAUUAAUACCAAAGCUGUCACCACAUUCGAUGGAACCGACUACCAAACAUGGAGGAAUGACAUCCUCGUAGACGCAGAGGUGAUAGGUGGCAUUGACAUACUCACCAAGAACCAGGAGAUACCCCCUGAACACCUAUCAGCAUUAGAAAAGGAGCGUUGGUUGAUACGCAAGAAGAUACUCUUUCGUCGCAUGCUGCAAUCACUAACAGGUCUCGUUCGACCGACAAUUGGGACCUUAGAACUAGAUAACGCAGCUGCCCUAUGGAGAAAAAUAGCAGCAGUAUACGGAAUAUCCCUAGCGGAAGAACGCCUUAAUAUCACCAAAGAGCUAACUACCUUGCGCGUAAAAAAUAACAAUUAUUUGUUAUACGAACGUCGUUUUCGCUAUCUCGCCGCUCGUUACAAAGAACUCGUACGAGAUCCAUCAGAUAUCCUCCACGACCUGUUCCUCAUCGGUUUACGGGAUUAUCAGAAGGCUUUCGUUCAAACACAUCUUGAUAAGUUCUACGCAACUGGUCAAGAUCCUAUCUCCAAUAUCAAUAUCGACGACCUGAUGAAACAACUGGCGAAUCGCGCGGACAAGCCAAAAGGAUUCUGA
Histoplasma capsulatum G186AR is the source of this 711-nucleotide messenger RNA. RefSeq lists its product as uncharacterized. The record is from RefSeq and is a predicted model, not a curated record. The transcript has a single exon. Lineage: Eukaryota; Fungi; Ascomycota; Eurotiomycetes; Onygenales; Ajellomycetaceae. The coding region runs from base 1 to 711 and encodes 236 amino acids.